Molecule: messenger RNA, 829 nt
Organism: Radiomyces spectabilis
Lineage: Eukaryota; Fungi; Mucoromycota; Mucoromycetes; Mucorales; Radiomycetaceae
Product: ubiquinol-cytochrome C chaperone-domain-containing protein
Exons: 6
Coding region: 49-804 (251 amino acids)
Biological process (GO): mitochondrial respiratory chain complex III assembly
Cellular component (GO): mitochondrion
Source: RefSeq, a predicted model, not a curated record
CCUUGAGCUAUUGACUUCAGUCAAAGAGAAAAAAAAGAUAUUUCCGGCAUGGCUUCCUUGUCACGCACAUUGGGCAUCACAGCGGCCACUCGCAAUACUUUAUUGCGUGCUUCGGCUUUGAACCGACCUAGAAUUCUCGCUGUUCAACCGACAUGGAGCCUCGUGAAUGCGCGAUGGGCCAGCACGCACGAGCCUGUAAAGUCGAAAUAUUCUAGCACGACGAAAAAGAUUGUCUAUGGAUUGGCGAGAAUCAUGGGUUACUAUUCAAAAAAUUCCACCGCCAUUCGAUCCAGCCAUAGUCUCUAUAAAGCGUGCGCUCAGCAAAUGGAGCAGAACAAAGUCUUUUUCAUUGAAGAAUGCAAGUUGCCUGAUAAUUUCCAAACCUGGUUUGCUGUGACCCAGCUUCACGUGUGGAUGUUGAUGGUGCAUUUACGAGCGCACGGACAAGGAAAAUUGUAUAUUCAGGAAUUGGUGAAUCGCUUUUUCGAAGAUGCCGAAGUGCGCAUGCGUGAGCAACAUGGGAUUACACAACAAAAGGUGAUCAACAGUUACAUCAAGGAUUUACUGGCUCAGUUCCAUGGUGGUGUGGUUGCUUAUGACGAAGGCAUGUGUAAAGACGAUCCGGUCCUGGCAGCAGCAUUAUGGAGAAAUCUAUUUGCUCCUACCUCGGAAAGCGGUACGGAUCUCGCUUACAUGGUUCAGUAUAUCAGACAGGAAUUGAAAGCAUUGGAGGCCUACGAUGGUGAAAAGCUCAGUGCAGGCAUUGUGCAGUUUGGUACACCCGUGGCUUCUUUCUCAUUAUAAAAAAAGAAAACUCCAUAUUUUAUCA